AUGGUUUCGUUGCGUGAUAUCCAGUCUACCGCGUCUCCGAAGGAGUUCGCGCUGGAUUUCCAGUUGAAGAACAUGUCUGCACACACUCCGCAAGGUACUGCAUUGCCGUCUUACGGACCUACUGGGCACCCGUCUUACACGCAUACAGUCCCAUCUUUUGCCUCUCCCUUCAUCGAUACCUCCUACCACGACUUCUCCACCCCGGCUCAACCGGCUUUCCCGGACUUUACGCCUGCACUCUCCUACCACUCCUCCUUCGAGUCUCCUAUUGAGGAUGAAUUGGCGUUGUUGGCUACCCCCGCCGCGGGCGCCAUGCCGCUCUUCGAUCUUGAGAACGAUGGUGCGUGGGGAUGGGAAGGUUCCCUUUUCCCUGAGGAGGAGGUUGUCAAGUCCGCACCUGCUGCCGCAGAAGCGUUCUGCAUGCCGCCGCAAGCGCUUGUGACUGCCCCCCCUCCUCCCGCCAUGGCGGCACCCGCGCUGCCACCACCUAUGGUCGUGGGUGAGCAACCCCAGGAAGAAGUCUUCGUGAAGCCGGAAGUCAUCUCCCCCCUCAUGACAACCAAGCCCUCCUUCACCCCCGCCUCCCGCCCUUCCUUGAAGCGCGACUCAACCUCCACCUCCACCUCUUCCAUCCCAUCCUCCCCUUCCCCCUCCAUGGACCUCGAAGACUCCAAGUUCGACCUCCCAUCCUACAAGCGCCGCCGCACGGCCGAGCUUCCUCCCUUGCCGGUGGACAGCCUGGACCCGAUCGAGGCCAAGCGCGCGAAGAACACGGAGGCGGCACGGAGGUCUAGACAGAGGAAGUUGGAGAAGAUUGAGGGACUCGAGGGUACGAUCCGGGAUUUGAGGGCUGAGGUUGAGAUGUGGAGAGCCAGGGCUAUUGGCCUUGGAUGGAAUGAGUAA
Molecule: messenger RNA, 903 nt
Organism: Saitoella complicata NRRL Y-17804
Lineage: Eukaryota; Fungi; Ascomycota; Saitoellomycetes; Saitoellales; Saitoellaceae
Exons: 1
Coding region: 1-903 (300 amino acids)
Biological process (GO): regulation of transcription by RNA polymerase II
Cellular component (GO): nucleus
Molecular function (GO): RNA polymerase II transcription regulatory region sequence-specific DNA binding; DNA-binding transcription activator activity, RNA polymerase II-specific
Source: RefSeq, a predicted model, not a curated record